Messenger RNA from Trichomonas vaginalis G3, 939 nucleotides. RefSeq names its product spectrin binding. The record is from RefSeq and is a predicted model, not a curated record. The coding region runs from base 1 to 939 and encodes 312 amino acids. Lineage: Eukaryota; Parabasalia; Trichomonadida; Trichomonadidae. The transcript has a single exon.
AUGCCGAAAUCUAAAAGAUCAGUAAAUGCAACUGAAUGCGAUUUUAACGACAUGAAGCCAAUUGAGGUCUUCAAAUACCCUAGUCAAACUUCCAAAAUUAUUUGCGAUGUCAAUACCAAUAAUCUUUUACAAAUAUCUUCACAAAUUAUAGACCUUGUUAAAACCAACAAAGUUACUAUCCAAAUGGUACUUUACUUGAUUGAUGCUUUUUCACAAAUUCGUGUUAAAGAAGUUAAAUUAUUUACAGAACUUUAUUUAAAGUUAUCAAACGAAUUUUCAUGUAUCAUACAACCGAGAAAUGAGAAAUUAGCAGCGCUGUUACAUUAUCAAGGUUUAAAAUUUGAAAACUUCGAACCGAAAAAGAAAGAAGAAGAAAUCCUGAAUAUAUAUUCAACAGAAUCUCCUUUAUACUAUAUUGUAUGUGAUAAAGUUGAUGAUCUUAAGAGUAAAUUCCCAGACCUUGAUCUUAAACAGAUGUAUGCAAAGGAACUUACUUCGUUUGAUUGUGCAAUUAAAUAUGGCUCAGAGUUGUGUUUCAAUUACUUGAAAAAUUUAGGAGCUAAAUACACUGAUUACUCCGUAAAAUAUGCUGUUCAAGGCGGAAAUCAAAACAUUUUUAUGCAAAUGAUUGAAGAUGGUAAAUCAUUUCAUAACAUGAUUAAUACAGCAUUGAUUUAUCGACACUAUGAAAUUGCUGAGUACCUUAAAACAAAUUUUGAACAAACUCCCAGUUUAACAAAAAUAACAAAAAGUAUGUAUUUCGGCAAUUAUGAUGUUGUAUCAUAUUUAAUUUCUAAUGGCGCAGAUAUCAACGAACUUUACAUUUUUCUACAUGUUAUAUUUAUCAAUGCUUUAUAUUAUUUACUUUCUUCUCAAAUCUAUCAAUGUUUUAUGCUAUUCUGUUUCUUCUCAUAUUUUACCUUACUUUAUCGUAUUUAA